CUGUCACCUCCUGCAGCGCUGGUGUGCCUGGCACAGGGAUACGUGGCAGCCAUCACCAGCACCUGUGGCUGUGCCAUGGCGUUGUGUGGAGGUGCCAGCACAGCGUGGCUGUGCCGCGGCUGUGCACUGUGAUGAUACCAGUGCACUGCAGCUGCGCCACGGCACUGUGCUGCAGUAGCAACACCACAGCCCUGACACACUGGAGCUGUUGCUGGCCGGAGUGGUUGAUAACAGGAUGGGCGUUGCCUCCAAACCGCUGUGAUAUGCUGUGCCUGUGCCAGCUGCCCCUACAAGAAGCACAGGCCAGUGCCCAGGCAUUGUGAUUUCAGGGAAGUGAGGGGUGUUCCAGGAAAGGAAAACAAACAGCACGGGGAGGGCUGGCGCUUUGCUUUCUCUUUCAGUUUCAGCACUGCAAGGCCACACACAGCAGCACAAGCAUGGACGCUCCGAUGCUCCCGAUGCCGGCUCCGCUCUGUCUGGUGAACAACAAGGAUGGCGUGCUGUCCCUGGACCCCACGGCGCUGGCAGUGCUGCAGGAGGUGGCCCAGCCCCUGGUGGUGGUGGCCAUCGCCGGGCCGUACCGCACCGGGAAGUCCUUCCUGAUGAACCGGCUGGCAGAGAAGCGCAGUGGCUUCCCGCUGGGCCCCACGGUGCAGGCAGAGACCAAGGGCAUCUGGAUGUGGUGCCUGCCCCACCCGCGCCGGCCUGGCGUGAUGUUGGUGCUGCUGGACACCGAAGGGCUGGGAGACCCCAGCAAGGGUGACAGCCAAAACGACGCCUGGAUCUUCACACUGGCGCUGCUGUUGUCCAGCACCCUGGUGUACAACAGCAUAGGCACCAUCGACCAGAAGGCGCUGGAGCACCUCGAGCUGGUGACACAGCUGUCGGAGCUGAUCCAGGUGCGGGACGGGGAGAAGGAUGGCAACAACAGCGUUGAAAGAGAAGACGAGGCGGAGGACUGCGAGUUCGUGCGCUUCUUCCCCGGCUUUGUGUGGGUGGUGCGGGACUUCACACUGGAGCUGCGCGUGGGCGAGCAGCCCAUCAGCGAGGACGAGUACCUGGAGCAGGCGCUGGAACUCAAGCACGGGCACGGCCGCAAGGUGCAGAUCUACAAUGGGACGCGGCUGUGCCUCCGCAACUAUUUCCCCACACGGAAGUGCUUCGUGCUGCCCUCGCCACUGGGCACAGAGGAGCACGGGCGCAUGGAGGAGCUGCCCGAGGCCGCGUUGGCCCCACGUUUCCUCCAACAGGCAGCCAAGUUCUGCGACUACGUGCUGAACUCUGCCUGGCCCAAGACGCUGCCUGACGGCGGAGCACUGACAGGGCGAGCCCUGAGCAUGCUGCUGAGCAGCUACGUGGAGGCCAUCAACAGCGGGCGUCUGCCCUGCCUGGAGGGAGCAGCAGCAGCGAUGAUGGCCAACGAGAACGCAGCUGCGGUGACGGCAGCGCUGGAGGCCUAUGCCAGGGGCAUGCGGGGGCUGUCACUGCCCACAGAGCCCGCACAGCUCUCCGCCUCGCAUGGGGAGCACCUGCGUGAGGCACUCGUUGUCUUCCAGCGUCGCAGCUUCCGGGAUCCCGACCAGGAGCACCAGCGGCGCCUCAUGGAACAGAUCAGCACGGAGUACAGCCGCCUCCAGGAGGAGAACGAUGCAGCAUCACGGCGGCGCUGCAAGGCGCUGCUGGCUGAGUUGGCACGGGCACUGAAUGCCAGCCUGGCCCGUGGGGCCUACGCACAGCCCGGCGGCUACCGCGCCUACGAGGCCGAGCGGCAGCAGCUGCUGGAGGCCUACCAGCAAGCAGCGGGCAAGGGCCCCAAGGCCGAGGAGGUGCUGGAUGAGUUCCUGGCGGAGCGCCGGGCAGAGGCGGAGGCAGUGCUGAAGGCAGACAACGCACUGAGCGAGGCCGAGAAGCAGCUGGAGGACCAGAAGCAGCAGGCGCAGCUCCUGGAGCAGCAGCAGAAGGCGACGGCGGAGCGCGAACGGCAGCUGGAGGCGCUGCUGGCGGACGAGCGCAGCAGCUACGCGCAGAGCCUGCAAGCCCUGCAGACCAAGAUGCAGGAGGAGGCGGCGAGCGCGCAGCGGGAGCUGGACCGGGCGCUGAAAGCGAAGCUACGGGAGCACAGCGAGCUGCUGCAGCGCGGCUUCAGCGAGCGGGCGGCGCUGAUCGAGCAAGAGCUGGCGGCGCUGCGGCGGGAGAUCGACAGCAGCAACAAGCAGGAGUUGGCGGCCAGCGCCUUCAACGCCGUGCGCGCCGCCUGCGAGCUCGCCGCGGUGCUAACGCACGGCGAGUUCCGGGGCACAGCUGCGAUGGCGACCGCACGCCGCAAAACCUCCGCCCGCCCCUCUCUGGCGGCCAAAUAAAGCGCUCCUCCCGCA
Messenger RNA from Meleagris gallopavo (turkey), 2375 nucleotides. RefSeq names its product guanylate-binding protein 2-like. Gene Ontology annotation, molecular function: GTP binding; GTPase activity. The record is from RefSeq and is a predicted model, not a curated record. NCBI's taxonomy places the organism in Eukaryota, Metazoa, Chordata, Aves, Galliformes, Phasianidae.